AUGAAGCUCGCAGUUGCUGUAUUGUCAUCGAUCUUGCUUGCCUGCUCGGUUACUACUGCCAAUCCUGUUGAUCCCAGUGAAAGUACAGAUGAUGAAGAUGGCAUUUCAACAUUCAUUCCCAGUGCAACUACAGAUACUGAAUAUAGUCUUUGGAUAGUUCCUAAUCCAGACGGUAUAGGCUUGGGUGCUCUUGAUCCACUUCCAGAUAACUUCAAGAAUUUACUCGACAAAUACGCAGAGAUACAGGAUGCUCGUAAUCAGCAAAGCAAAAUAUAUUGGCCGUUAGAAUCUCGAUAUGACAGUCAAUAUGACGUGCUAAUGGGCGUGGAAAAAGAUCUUGAAAUUCUGAAAUAUCAAUCUCAAAAAGGCAAUGGCAAUCCAAAAUAUGGUGACAUUGAGAAGACUAAGCUUGAUCUUGAAGACCAAAGAUCCAAACUUGUCAAACUUCGAAAAAGUUUCGACGAGUGCCAGUCUGAGAUUGGUCGUCUUGCAGAAAAAAAGUGGGAAAUCGAUGAACGGAUUGUGGGUCUCGUUUUCGGAACCCCUCUGGAUCUUGCAUUAUUUAAUUACCAACUUUUGCUUAUCAGAGAAAGGCCUUUCGUUAAAAAUUACAUUGAACAGCAAUCAUCAAAAUACGAGAGUCUUGAUCAAAAAUCUGGUGACCGACGAAAACAUCGAAAAUCUGGUGACCGACGAAAACAUCGAAAAUCUGGUGAUCGACGAAAACAUCGAAAAUCUGGUGGUCGACAAAAACGCAAAGAUUUGGAAUCAUCAGAUGAAGAAUCAGAUGAAGAACCGGAUGAAGAAUCCGAAUAUAAAUUCAAUCGGAAGGGUACUUUCAGUAUGCGGAGAGCUUCCUCCAAGUUUAUCACUAGAUUUGGAUCAUUCUUUGGACGACCCAAACGUGACGAUCCAUCUAAUUGA
This is a messenger RNA of Batrachochytrium dendrobatidis JAM81, 924 nucleotides long. RefSeq lists its product as uncharacterized. The record is from RefSeq and is a predicted model, not a curated record. NCBI's taxonomy places the organism in Eukaryota, Fungi, Chytridiomycota, Chytridiomycetes, Rhizophydiales. Bases 1 to 924 code for a protein of 307 amino acids. The transcript has a single exon.